CCUGAACAGAACUCUGUGUGCCGAGUGCUCCUGACAGAGAGUUAGAAGAGCUUCCUUGCACAACUGCCUCUCUUGUUUUUCUCCUGAACAUUUCAUUCAGAAAUGUGUUUGUUUACUGAAAGAAUGGGCAGAUAGCUACAAACCUGCCCUCCUCUUCAUCAAAGCUAACCUCUGGAUACUGAAGAAUGGAAAUAGUUGAUGCUAGCUUCCUUGGGAACGGUACCAAUAUUACUGCUUUCCUGUGUGAUAUAAUCUUGGAAAAUGAUACUUUUUUCUGUGUGGAUGAUCCACCUUAUCCUUCUAAAGAUUUGCAUCAGAUAAUUCGGAUUCUGCUGUAUUGUUUGAUAUUUCUGCUCAGUGUUUUGGGAAACAUGCUGGUAAUUACAGUGCUGAUAAGAAACAAACGGAUGAGAACAGUCACAAACACAUUUCUGCUGUCACUAUCAGUCAGCGACCUGAUGCUCUGCCUUUUCUGCAUGCCAUUCACCCUCAUUCCCAACCUGCUGAAAGACUUUAUUUUUGGUAGUGCUGUUUGCAAAACUGCCACUUAUUUCAUGGGUGUCUCUGUGAGUGUAUCUACAUUCAGCCUGGUUGCCAUAUCUUUGGAGAGAUACAGUGCCAUUUGCAAACCGCUGCAGUCCAGGGUCUGGCAGACAAAAUCUCAUGCCUUGAAAGUGAUUGCUGCUACCUGGUGUGUUUCCUUUACUAUCAUGUCACCAUACCCAAUUUACAGCAAACUGGUACCUUUUACCAAGUAUAACAACACCACAGCAAAUAUGUGUCGGCUCCUUUGGCCAAGUGAUGUCAUACAGCAGUCUUGGUACACUUUCCUGCUACUCAUACUCUUUCUUAUACCUGGGAUUAUAAUGAUGGUUGCAUAUGGCCUAAUUUCUUUGGAACUCUACAGAGGAAUAAAAUUUGAUGCCAGCCAAAGAAAAUCUUCACGAGAAAGAAAAGCAAGUACCUGCAGCACCAAAUAUGAGGAUGGAGAUGGAUGCUACCUCAACAAAACCAAAAGAAAAAGGAAAAUGCCAUUGCAACAGCUCUCUGCUACUAGCCACAGCAAAAUAGACAGGGUGAGAAGCAGCAGCUCUUCUGCCAACUUAAUGGCCAAGAAACUUGUCAUCCGCAUGUUGAUGGUGAUCGUGAUUAUGUUUUUCCUUUGCUGGACUCCCAUCUUCAGUGUCAAUGCCUGGCGCGCGUUUGACACCACUUCAGCAGACCAGCGUCUCUCAGGGGCCCCUAUCUCCUUUAUCCACCUGUUGUCCUAUACAUCUGCCUGUGUGAACCCUAUCAUAUACUGCUUUAUGAACAAGCGUUUCCGCAUGGGAUUUCUAGCCACUUUCACCUGCUGUGCAAAGCAAAAGCCCACUGCAGUACGGGGAGAGGUUGGGGAUGAAGAGGAGGGCAAGACAACAGGAGCUUCACUCUCCAAGUGUUCUUAUACUCACAUGAAUGCAUCUGCACCCCCCUGAGCUGCAUCAGAAGAGUCAGUGAGUGGCCUGCAGAAAGCCAAGUAUCUAUCAUGUGGUCUUGGAAAGUGACUGUGGCAUCAGCUGAACAUGAUUUAGUUCUGAGGUAAUGAAACACUUCAGCUGACAGUAAACGCAGUGAGAAUUUUAUGGGAAAUGGAUGCUAUCACUGUCUGAGCUUUAUAUCACUUUCUCUUCAAAAGUACAAAGGAGGAAGAGGGCUUUUUGAAGAUAAGGACUUUAUGAAAAGCCUUACAAGAUGCUCUAUUUAUCAUAAAUUCUCCUGUAAAAAUAGGUGUCCUUUACAU
Molecule: messenger RNA, 1780 nt
Organism: Athene cunicularia (burrowing owl)
Lineage: Eukaryota; Metazoa; Chordata; Aves; Strigiformes; Strigidae
Gene: CCKAR
Product: cholecystokinin A receptor
Exons: 5
Coding region: 186-1475 (429 amino acids)
Biological process (GO): neuropeptide signaling pathway
Cellular component (GO): membrane
Molecular function (GO): neuropeptide receptor activity; cholecystokinin receptor activity
Source: RefSeq, a predicted model, not a curated record